Medioppia subpectinata is the source of this 2069-nucleotide messenger RNA. Lineage: Eukaryota; Metazoa; Arthropoda; Arachnida; Sarcoptiformes; Oppiidae. The record is from the annotation of a GenBank genome assembly.
GUUAAAAGUGCUCUUCUGUUGGGAAGUUGUUUUCCGUUUACUGUCGUUUGUGUUAGCAUUGGAGCCGCGGUUUCUAAUAGACAACACAUUGAUUACCAAAUAAUUGUUUGAUUUUGGAUUAAACAACAACAACGAUGGCCGAAGAUCCCGAUCCAUCACAGUAUCUGAUCGUUUCUCUGGAGAUGAAGAGAAAGGAUCAGACGAAGCCAUACGAUGGCAAGAAAAUGGUGUGGGUUCCCGAUGAGAAGGAAUGCUAUUUGUUGGGUAACAUCGAGAGCACUAAAGGCGAUAUGGUUACUGUCGAUUGUGGCAAAGGAGAACAGCGAACAAUGAAGAAAGACCUAGUUCAACAAGUUAAUCCACCUAAGUUUGAGAAAUGUGAUGAUAUGGCAUCUCUCACAUACCUCAACGACGCCAGUGUUUUGCAUAAUCUCAAAGAGAGAUACUAUAAUCAUAUGAUUUAUAAAACGUUGAAAAAGGACCUGUGUCAACAGGUUAAUCCACCCAAGUAUGAGAAGGCUACAGAUAUGUCUAAUUUGACCUAUCUCAAUGAUGCCUCUGUUCUCUACAAUUUGAAAGCGCGUUAUGAGAAUCAACUCAUUUAUACAUAUUCUGGACUGUUUUGUGUGGUAAUCAAUCCAUACAAACGAUUCCCGAUUUACACCAAUAGAGUGGUACAGAUGUACAGAGGAAAGAGGAAGACUGAAGUACCGCCACAUCUGUUCGCCAUCUCUGACGGCGCGUACACCGAGAUGUUGACGAAUCGAGAGAAUCAGUCCAUGUUGAUCACCGGUGAGUCCGGUGCCGGUAAAACUGAGAAUACAAAGAAAGUAAUUGCUUACUUCGCUAAUGUUGGUAAGAGUACGAAAGUCGAUCCUAAAGCGGAUCCUAAGAAGGGUAAUUUAGAGGAUCAGGUCGUACAGACCAAUCCAGUACUUGAGGCUUUUGGUAACGCAAAAACAGUGCGUAAUGACAACUCUUCCCGAUUCGGUAAAUUCAUCCGGAUCCAUUUCGGCCCGAUGGGCAAAUUGGCCGGCGCUGACAUUGAGACCUAUCUUCUGGAGAAGGCUAGAGUCAUAUCACAACAGACUCUGGAGAGAUCGUACCAUAUCUUCUACCAAAUCAUGUCAGGCUCUGUCCCCGGAGUUAAGGAGGAAUGUGUUCUCUCUAAUGAGAUAUUAGACUACAAUUUCGUAUCUCAGGGUAAGACCACAAUUCCCGGUGUUGAUGACGCCCAGGAGUUUAAAGAUACUGACAAUAUUCUGAUAACCCUUCCCAAUAUAGAGAUAUGUCUGCUGUCUAACAACGUGUUAGAUUACAAUUUCGUAUCUCAGGGUAAGACUGAGAUACCGUCUGUCGAUGACGCCCAGGAGUUUAGAGACACGGAUGAGCUAUUGCUCACAAAAGACAUCAAAUUCUACCACUUUAUAUCUCAGGGUAGAACUGAGAUUGAAGGGGUCAGUGAUGGCGAUGAGUUCAGAAUUACCAACAACGCUUUCGAUGUAUUGGGUUUCACUGAAGAGGAGAAACACAACGUAUAUAAGAUAACAGCCUCUGUUAUGCACAUCGGAACCAUGAAAUUCAAACAAAGGCCGCGAGAGGAACAGUGCGAACCCGACGGCACCGAAGAAGGCGAACGCGUCGCCCAUUUGCUUGGCGUUAACGCCUCCGAUCUGUACAAGAAUUUCUGUAAACCCAGGAUAAAGGUCGGCACAGAAAUGGUCACUCAGGGUAAGAGCAAGGAUCAGGUCUCCUACUCUAUCGGCGCUAUGGCUAAGGCUAUGUUCGACCGAUGCUUCAAAUGGAUGGUCAAGAAAUGUAACGAAACUCUCGACACCAAACAGAAGAGACAGUACUUUAUUGGUGUACUCGAUAUCGCAGGCUUUGAGAUCUUCGACUUGAAUAGUUUUGAACAACUUUGCAUCAACUUUACUAACGAAAAGUUGCAACAAUUUUUCAAUCACCACAUGUUUGUACUCGAACAAGAAGAGUACAAACGGGAGGGCAUUGCAUGGGAUUUCAUUGAUUUCGGGAUGGAUUUGGCCGCUUGUAUUGAACUAAUUGAAAGA